Suillus paluster is the source of this 582-nucleotide messenger RNA. RefSeq lists its product as uncharacterized. The record is from RefSeq and is a predicted model, not a curated record. The transcript is spliced from 2 exons. NCBI's taxonomy places the organism in Eukaryota, Fungi, Basidiomycota, Agaricomycetes, Boletales, Suillaceae. Bases 151 to 540 code for a protein of 129 amino acids.
GACCUACAAGACAAUGGACAAACGUUACAAGACUCGUCACUCGUUGACGUGCUUUCUUUCCUUUACGCACAAUCGCUAAUUUUUCUUGUUCAUCUCGUUGCUCUCAUCAUCACUCCUGCGCAGAACGGCCUAUCCGAUUGCUGUUCAUCCAUGUCUAUCACAUUUAAUCUCAGCACCAUUGUCAUGAUCAUCUUCGUCUUCAUGGUUAUCAUUACCGUCCUCGGCAUACUCUUGCUUGUCACCGUUCGUGUUCGUCGCCGCGAUGAACGUCAUGCCCGCCACUCGUGGUUCUCGAGAUUUCCCCGGAGCAAGGAGAGUUCGGGGGAUGACUUGACUGUCUUCGUCUCCCCUUCCCGUCCGACAAUUGUUGGCCGUACCUCUACCAAGGGCUGCCCUGUGAUUCAUAUGACCGUCACGCCACCUACCCCAGCGCAAAUUCCCUCACGUUCACCCAAGGCCGACCCGUGCGAGACGGGUGAGGUUCACAAGUUGUCCCGCGAUAGCUGCAGCGAAGGCGUGGUGUAUGGAUAUGCUAUGUGAUGAUCUCCGCUGUUUGUUAAAAUGUUUUCACAUACCCUCAUU